This is a messenger RNA of Eurytemora carolleeae, 835 nucleotides long. Its product is annotated as RNA-binding protein PNO1. Bases 11 to 742 code for a protein of 243 amino acids. The record is from RefSeq and is a predicted model, not a curated record. NCBI's taxonomy places the organism in Eukaryota, Metazoa, Arthropoda, Copepoda, Calanoida, Temoridae. Gene Ontology annotation, cellular component: nucleolus. The transcript has 8 exons. Gene Ontology annotation, molecular function: RNA binding.
AUAAUUUCAGAUGAUUUCUGAAGAAAUAAUGCAGGGAGAGGAAAAGUUUGAAGUGCCUAGAAAAAAGGCGAGCAAAAGAAAGAUGGAAGUUGAUAACGAGGACCCUGUAGCUGGUGGUGAAGCGGAGGAUGGAGAUGUUGAUCUUAGUAUACUUCAACCUGCCUUCCCGCCGCUAAAGAAGGAGAAACUCGCCGACGGCACUGAGGUUCGAAAGGUCCCAGUCCCCCAGCACAGAUAUUCACCCCUCAAGGAAAACUGGAUGAAGCUGUUUGAACCUAUCGUGGAACAUCUUAAACUUCAGGUCCGAUUUAAUCUGAAGAGCAAGAAUGUAGAAAUCAGAACCUGCAAGGAUACGACGGAUAUUCAGAAUUUACAGAAAGCUGCAGAUUUUGUGCGCGCUUUCGUGCUCGGCUUUGAGGUUGAGGACGCCCUUGCGCUCGUCCGUCUCGACGAUUUGUUCAUUGACUCAUUUGUUGUUCAGGAUGUGAAGACACUGAAGGGUGACCAUCUUGCCCGAGCUAUAGGUCGAGUAGCUGGUAAAGGAGGUAGAACUAAGUAUACAGUUGAGAAUGUGACCAAAACUAGGAUUGUUCUCGCAGAUGCUAAAAUACAUAUUUUAGGUUCUUAUCAAAAUAUUGCAAUUGCUCGACGUGCCAUCUGUAAUCUAAUUCUCGGGAGUCCUCCCAGUAAGGUUUAUGGAACUCUGAGAACAGUUGCUGCAAGAUCGGCGGAGAGGUUUUAACCACCCUCCGCCCCCCCUCAACCUUCCGCUCAGAAGUGAAUAAAGUCGAAUAAAUUUUUUAUAUUUUUUGAGACAUUUUUUAAAAGUUUCAGA